AUGGUGCUGCGCUCCCUCUCGACCGCCGCCGUGAACGACAAGCUGGCCACGCUCAAGGGCCAGAACUUCAUGUCCACGGCCCAGCUGAGCAACGACGAGCUCAUCGGCCUGCUGGCCAAGGCCAAGGAGUUCAAGGCCACGUACUCCAACCCGGAGACCAAGGCCACGGCCCCCAAGCCGCUCACGGGCGAGAUCUGCUCCAUGAUCUUCCAGAAGCGCAGCACGCGCACGCGCAUCUCGAGCGAGGUGGGCAUGCACCUGCUGGGCGGCAAAGGCCUCUUCCUCUCCUCGGACGACAUCCAGCUCGGCGUGAACGAGACCAUGCGGGACACGGCCCUCGUGCUCUCGCGCUUCAACAGCAUCAUCCUGGCGCGCGUCUACGGCCACAAGGACAUCCUCGAGCUCGGCGAGCUGGCCACGGUGCCCGUGGUCAACGCGCUGUCGGACAAGUACCACCCGCUGCAGAUGCUGGCCGACUACCUGACGGUCUACGAGCACUUCGGCAAGUUCGAGGGCCUGACCUUCGCCUGGGUGGGCGACGGCAACAACGUGCUGCACGACUACAUGCUGGCCGCCCCCAAGCUCGGCGCCAACAUCCAGAUCGCCACGCCCGUGGGCUACGAGCCCGACGCCGACGUCGUGGCCGAGACCAAGCGCCUGGCCGAGCUCGCCGGCACCAAGGUCGUCAUGACCACGGACCCCGUCGAGGCCGUCAAGGGCGCCAACGUCGUGGCCACCGACACGUGGAUCAGCAUGGGCCAGGAGGAGGAGUCGCAGAAGCGCCUCAAGGCCUUCGCCGGCUACCAGGUCACCAACAAGAUGCUCGAGAGCGCCGCUGAGGACCACAUCUUCCUGCACUGCCUGCCGCGUCACCAGGACGAGGUCGACGACGAGGUGUUCUACGGCCCGCGCUCGCUGGUCUUCGACGAGGCCGAGAACCGGCUGUGGACCGUCAUGGCCGUGUACGCCGCGCUGCUGGGCAAGGUCUAA
Molecule: messenger RNA, 990 nt
Organism: Phytophthora sojae
Lineage: Eukaryota; Oomycota; Peronosporomycetes; Peronosporales; Peronosporaceae
Exons: 2
Coding region: 1-990 (329 amino acids)
Biological process (GO): L-citrulline biosynthetic process
Cellular component (GO): intracellular membrane-bounded organelle
Molecular function (GO): amino acid binding; ornithine carbamoyltransferase activity
Source: RefSeq, a predicted model, not a curated record